UAACUUUGUCUCAUUGAAAGAAGCUCGUAUUCAGGCGAUACCACAUAAUCACAAUAUUCAGGUAGUUAAAGGUAAUACAAUUGGAGCAGACAUGGCCUUCGGAAAUGUGGCGUUACUGUUGGCAGUUCUAAUAAAUAUAAGCGGUUAUACUUGCAGUAGCGGGCAAACAGUGUGUGAAUCAAAUCCAUGUUGGAAUGGAGGGAAAUGCUUUGAAGAAAGGAAUGGUAAUCUUACAUGUGAUUGCCCACCUGGGUAUAACGGCUUAUAUUGUGAAAGUGGCAUUGGUGAUUGGGGGAUUACAGCGUAGGACGUGAAUCUAUAAAAUAAAUUGUUAUACAUGUGAUGGAAAGCUGGGUACACAUGUGACAAUUAUGAAAAGCUGUGAAGACACCAAAAAUAUGAAAUUAAAUGUCACAGAGAAAAUAAGUACAGGGUGAUUCAAAAAUUAACGUCACCUUCCAAACAGGGUGUACCUCUGCCGCAUACUCUUGCGUAAAUUUUUUACUAUUCUUCAAGAUACAUUUUUUCUUAAAUGGGAAUUUCUGUCUUAGCCAUCGAGUCAUUUCUGGAUUGCUUUC
Owenia fusiformis is the source of this 578-nucleotide messenger RNA. NCBI's taxonomy places the organism in Eukaryota, Metazoa, Annelida, Polychaeta, Sabellida, Oweniidae. The record is from the annotation of a GenBank genome assembly.